AAGCAAAGCAGGUCAUGGGUUUGAAAUCUUGCCCUCUCCAUUAUUAAUACAGCAACACUCCUCGCGCUGACUCUAUACAAUCUCUGACAAUUUCUCUCCCCACCAACACGUUGCCCCAUAACAGAAGCCACCCAAAUCGAAACCCAAGCUUUAAAACUCCUCCUUCUCCACCCUAUACAAACACCCAAUAUAUCACUCUGUUCUCUUCCAUGGCUUCCCCUUCUAACACCACCACCACCACCACCAUGCACCACCCCGCACACCCAACCUCAUCCAAUACCACCUUCGUCCAAGCCGACCCUUCCACCUUCCGCAUUAUAGUUCAGCAGCUCACAGGCGCCCCCGACGACCCUUCAGCUCAAAGGCUCCCUCUCACACACCCAGCUCGGCCAGGCGCUGCCACCGAUAUGGGCCCUAAGAAGCCUGUUUUCAAGCUCCACGAACGUAGACAAGCCAUGAAAAAGCUCGAAAUCAAGCUGAACAGCAACAACAUUGGCAAAAACGAAUGGCCUUCGGAUUUCUUGUUCGUCAGACAAAGAGGGUUCUUGGUUUCGCCGGUUUCGACGUUGGACUUCUGGCCGCGCGUGAGCCCGACGUCGCGCGGCGGAAGUGAGAGUACGAGGUCCCCAUUUGAGGAAGAAGAGAGAGCUAUUGCGGAGAAGGGAUUUUAUCUGCAUCCGAGCCCUUUGAGUACGCCUAGAGGAGGAGCUGAGCCUGAGUUGUUGCCUUUGUUCCCUUUACAUUCACCUAGGGAAAGCGAGCAUAAUUAUGAUGAUGAUUCUUCCUCCAAAUGAUUUGUUUAUUAAGAAUUAGAUGAGAUUUUCAAUGGAUUUUAGUGUUAAUUA
Messenger RNA from Theobroma umbraticum, 845 nucleotides. RefSeq names its product VQ motif-containing protein. NCBI's taxonomy places the organism in Eukaryota, Viridiplantae, Streptophyta, Magnoliopsida, Malvales, Malvaceae. The record is from RefSeq and is a predicted model, not a curated record.